UGCUUCUUUCUGCUGUGUGGCUGCAGAUCUGGACCUACAGUGCUUCAGCAGCCAUUGACAAAUAUUCUCGUCAAGCUUCGAGCAGAAACAAGAGCAGAAAAGCUGCCAAGUCAAGAGAGCGGUGCUCUUGUUUCUGCUCCAACAGACAUCGGUUGCACCAACAUGAGACCUCUCCGUGUCAUGGCCCAGGACGGCGUCGAUGCGGGUGUCAUUGCAAAGGAUGGUGACUCGGCUUGCCCGAAGGCGCAGUUUGAGGCGGCGUGGGCGCUGGCCAACAUUUUGUCGGCAAAUCGGAGCAGACGCCCGUCGUCGAGGCUGGCGCCAUCCCGCCUCUCCUACAGCUGCUGUCGUCACCUGACGAUGAUGUUCGGUACCAGGCCAAACAUCGCGGGAGAUGGACAAGGUCCCCGGGCGGCGUGCAUCCACUAAUCAGCCACCGGCGCGAGAGCACGGAAGAGGCGAUCGUGAGCACCGCAACCUGACGCUAUCCAACCUCUGCCAGUGGGUGUCGCUGUCGGUGCCAGUGGUGGCAGAGCUCAUCAAGACGCCUGAACAAGACGCUGCGGUGCUGAUUGACGUGUGCUGGGCGGUGGUGCAUGUUGGGAUACCGUGUGGCUGCGCCACAGUGCUGAUUUCGGUGCUGCGGCGGUUGGCUCAUGGGCAGCCGUCAGUGCGUCGGAAGAGAAAAAGGAAUUAUGGCUUGGCGCUAGAAAGGCUGAAGUUCCGCAGGCGAUAGGUACAUGAUAGACGAUGGUCUGCGUGUGUGGUUUGUGCCGGCGCGUUCGUCCGUGAAAUGGUAUGUCGUUACUUGCAAGUUGGUGUGGCGCGAUAGUACUCAUCGGCUGCAGUCUACCAACAUAAGACGUUUAUGGCCGUCAUUGUUCACUUCAGUCUCAGACCGUCACUUUAGUGUCGACCGUUCCUGCCUUGUUCCUCCGUCUUGCGCUGCCCGUCGGUGAGGCAGCUGCUGCAAGAGCUUUCCCCCUUGCAGCAGUCACCUCUCCACGAGCGGUUAUAACACAAGGAGGGCGAGCAAGACGCAGUCGUGUGACCUAACCGUAUCUCACUGAUGUGUCUUAUCUUAGUGCAAUCGACUCGUGCGUGCGUGUGGUGCAUGUGGCUGCCUGUUGGUUGUCUCCCUUUCCAUCGCUCUAUUCACAAG
Messenger RNA from Vitrella brassicaformis, 1162 nucleotides. The record is from the annotation of a GenBank genome assembly. NCBI's taxonomy places the organism in Eukaryota, Vitrellaceae.